Messenger RNA from Marmota monax (woodchuck), 3728 nucleotides. It is a transcript of the gene Robo4, whose product is annotated as roundabout guidance receptor 4. Lineage: Eukaryota; Metazoa; Chordata; Mammalia; Rodentia; Sciuridae. The record is from RefSeq and is a predicted model, not a curated record. The transcript has 18 exons. Gene Ontology annotation, biological process: axon guidance; cell-cell adhesion. Gene Ontology annotation, cellular component: plasma membrane; axon. Gene Ontology annotation, molecular function: protein binding. The coding region runs from base 114 to 3119 and encodes 1001 amino acids.
CUCAGUCACAAACAACCACGGCCACCCCACCCAGCCCCUCCUUCUCUCUGCUAUGAGCUCAGAGCAGCGGGACAAAGUUCUCGGGACACAGACGGAGAGGCCUGAAAGCAGCCAUGGGAUCUGGAGGAAUGGGCCUCCUUAGGGUCAGGUGGCUCCUGUUUCUCCUUCUUCUGCUCGUUCUGGGCAGCAAGGCUCAGGAGUUCCCACCUCAGAUUCUAGUUCACCCCCAGGACCAGCUGCUCCAGGGCUCUGGCCCUGCCAAGAUGAGCUGCAAAGCAUCAGGCCAGCCACCUCCUACUAUCCGCUGGCUUCAGAAUGGGCAGCCUCUGAGCAUGAUGUCCCCAGACCUACAUCACCUCCUACCUGAUGGAACUCUUUUAUUGCUGCGGCCUCCUGCCCGGGGACAUACCUAUGAUGACCAGGCCCUAUCCACAGUCUUGGGCGUGUACACAUGUGAGGCCAGCAAUGAACUGGGCACAGCAGUCAGCAGAGGGGCUCGGCUGUCUGUAGCUGUCCUCCAGGAGGAUUUCCAGAUCCAGCCUCGAGACAAGGUGGCUGUGGUGGGGGAGCAAGUUAUUCUGGAGUGUGGACCACCCUGGGGCUACCCAGAGCCCUCAGUUUCAUGGUGGAAAGAUGGGAAACCCCUAGUUCUGCAGCCAGGGCGGCACACGAUGUCCAAGGGUUCUCUGCUGGUGGAAAGAGCAGAGAAGAGCGAUACAGGGACCUAUAUGUGUGUGGCCAACAACAAUGCAGGACAACGGGAGAGCCGGGCAGCCAGGGUAUCUGUCCAGGAGUCCCAGGACCACAAGGAACCUCUGGAACUUUUGGCUGUGCGCAUUCAGCUAGAAAAUGUGACCCUGCUGAACCCAGAUCCUGAGAAGAGUCCCAAAUCGGGGCCUAUUGUAUGGCUCAGCUGGAAGGUGAGUGGUCCAGCUGCACCUGCUCAGUCCUACACAGCCUUGUUCCGGACCCAGACUGCCUCAGGAGGCCAGGCAGUUCCAUGGGCAGAGGAGCUGCUGGUUGGCUGGCAGAGUGCAGAGCUUGGGGGCCUCCACUGGGGCCAAGACUACGAGUUCAAAGUGAGACCAUCCUCUGGUCGGGCUCGAGGCCCUGACAGCAAUGUGCUGCUCCUGAGGCUGCCAGAACAAGUGCCCAGUGCCCCACCCCAGGAAGUCACCCUAAAACCUGGCAAUGGAAGUAUCCUUGUGAGCUGGGUCCCACCACCUGCUGAAAACCACAAUGGUGUCAUCCGUGGAUACCAGGUCUGCAGCGUGGGCAAUACCUCAUUGCCCACAGUCAACUGGACCGUAGUGGGUGAGCAGACCCAGCUGGAGAUCACCACCCGAAUACCAGGCUUCUACUGUGUGCAAGUGGCUGCAGUCACUGGUGCUGGAGCUGGGAAACCCAGUACCCCUGUCUGCCUCCAUUUAGAGCAGACCAGUGAGCGAUCUGCCCGAGAACCCAGCAAGCACCGUCUCUGGACCCUGGAGCAGCUGAGGGCCACCUUGAGGCGGCCAGAGGUCAUCGCCAGCGGAGGUGUCCUGCUCUGGCUGAUGCUGCUGGGUACUGCUGUGUGCAUCCACCGCCGGCGCCGAGCUGGUGUGCACCUGGGCCCAGGUCUCUACAGGUACACCAGUGAGGAUGCCAUCUUAAAACACAGAAUGGACCACAGUGACUCCCCCUGGCUGGCAGACACUUGGCGUUCAACUUCUGGCUCUCGGGACCUGAGCAGCAGCAGCAGCCUCAACAGUCGACUGGGAGUAGACCCCCGGGACCCUCUAGACUGUCGGCGCUCCUUGAUCUCCUGGGACCCCAGAAGCCCUGGUGUUCCCCUGCUUCCAGACACCAGCACUUUUUAUGGCUCUCUCAUUGCUGAGCUGCCCUCUAGCCCUCCAGCCCAGCCAAGCCCACAGGCCCCAGCUGCCAGGCGCCUCCCGCCCCAGCUGGCCCAGACCUCCAAUCCUUGGCCCAGCUCAGACAGCCUCUGCAGCCGCAGGGGACUCUCUUCACCACGUUUGUCUCUGGCUGCCACAGAGGCUUGGAAGACCAAAAAGAAGCAGGAGUUGCACCAAGCCAACAGUUCUCCACUGCUCCGGGGUAGCUGUUCCACGGAGCUCUGGGCCCGGGAAUUGGGAAAUAGAGGUUCCAAGAAUCUUUCUCAAAACACAGGAGCUGUGCCCCGAGCUCUGGUGGCCUGGCGGGCCCUGGGACCACAACUUCUCAGGAAUUCAAAUGAUCUGAUGACUCGCCCUCUCCCUCCAACUCCCCUCUCUCCUCGUGGAACCCCGACUCAGAGUCAGCAGACCCAGCACUUGGUGGAGCCCCAAGCUCCCUCUGCCCUGCUGCCAGCAGCCCCCCUCUCCAUCCAUACUCCCUCCAGGCCCCCCAGCCCCCAGGCCUCUUCCCUCUCUGGUCCCAGUCCAGCUUCCAGUCGCCUGUCCAGCUCUUCAUUGUCAUCACUGGGGGAGGAUCAGGACAGUGUACUGACCCCUGAGGAGGUGGCCCUUUGCCUGGAACUCAGUGAGGGUGAGGAGACGCCCCGGAACAGCGUCUCUCCAAUGCCAAGGGCUCCUUCACCCCCCUCAACCUAUGGAUACAUCAGCAUCCCGACGGCCUCAGGGCUAGCAGACAUGGGCAGGGCUGGGGUAGGAGUGGAGUCUGAGGCAGGGGGCUUGUUGUGCCCACCUCGGCCCUGCCCCACUCCCACCCCCAGUGAGGGCUCUCUGGUCAAUGGUUGGGGCUCAGCCUCUGAGGAUAAUGCCCCCAGUGCCAGAGCCAGCCUUGUCAGCUCCUCUGACGGCUCCUUCCUCGCUGAUGCCCACUUUGCCCGUGCGCUGGCAGUAGCUGUGGAUAGCUUUGGUUUUGGUCUGGAGCCCAGAGAGACAGACUGCGUCUUCACUGAUGCUUCAUCACCGCCCUCCCCACGGGAUGACCUCUUCCUGACCUCCACCCUCUCCCUGCCCCUGUGGGAGUGGAGGCCCGACUGGCUGGAGGAUGAGGAGAUCAACCAUGCCCGACGGCUGGGAAGGGGGCUGCCUCCCUGGCCCCCUGACUCUAGGAUCUCUUGCCAGCGAAGUCAACUGAGCUGUCCUGUUCCCAAGGAUGGCAAUUCCUCCUGAACCAUGACCUUGAGAUUGCCAGAAGAGCAUCGGGACCAUCUCUCCUGUCUACCCACAAGGUCUGGUGUAUGGCCUGGGGGUCUUGGCCUAUGCUUCUUGCAGUGGGAGUCCACCUUCUUCAGCCUCCAGGAGAUUCCACAAAUGAAAGCAGAACCGGAGCCCUCAGGAAGCAAAAUGUCAUCUCUACCUUCAGGACUCUCUCUUUUGUUCCAACCACUCCCACAAUCAAAGCCUGUGGCCUAAGGAACAGCCCUGUCUCCUGCUAGCUCCAUGAGAAAUGGGGGAGCCAGUAAUGUCUCCAUGGAGAAAAGCAGCAGCUAAUGGGAGAGGGCUUUAGAGGAAGGCACUUGUAGUCUCCCUUUAGUCCUCCCUGGGACCUCUUCUAGAAACCAGCUCAACCCUCUCCCCAGCCACACUGUGUAAAGAAAAUAAAGAGCAAUGUAUGUAGGCAACAAGACCCUACCAAGUGCCAAGGCCAAGGGUUCGAGCUAGAUCUAGGGAGGAAGCUAAAGGAAAGAAGGUGUAAGAAUGUAGGACAAAAGCAUCCUUCCCAUCCUGUUGUCACUUUGAGUUUAAGGAACUAGACAUGAUAAAACUGUAAAGACUUGA